Molecule: messenger RNA, 1450 nt
Organism: Quercus robur (English oak)
Lineage: Eukaryota; Viridiplantae; Streptophyta; Magnoliopsida; Fagales; Fagaceae
Product: alpha N-terminal protein methyltransferase 1
Exons: 7
Coding region: 27-938 (303 amino acids)
Biological process (GO): N-terminal protein amino acid methylation
Cellular component (GO): cytoplasm
Molecular function (GO): methyltransferase activity
Source: RefSeq, a predicted model, not a curated record
UGUGAGAGAGUGAAAAGAAAAGAAAAAUGAGAGAAAAUCUGUUGUCCUUGCCCUCCUAUAAAUUCUCUCCUACUCUCACUCCCACUCAAAUCUGUUUCAUCUCACUCCAAACUCCGAAGCUACGACGGGCCUCACCACCGCCGCCGCCGCCGCCGCCGCCGCCGCACAGCAGAGUCCAGACAAAGGCAAUGGAGGUGGGAGGGUUAGAUUCCAAAGGGCGCCAAUUCAAGAACGCGGAGGAGAUGUGGCGUGAACAGACGGGUGAUCCCAGCAAGAAGUGCGAUUGGUACAAGCAUGGCGUGGGGUAUUGGGAAGGCGUGGAGGCAUCUGUCAAUGGAGUUCUUGGUGGGUAUGCCCAGGUCAAUGAGCCCGAUAUUGAGGGUAGCGAAGCUUUCCUCAAUACCCUCUUGUCUGAACGCUUCCCUAAUUCUGAUCACUUCGCUGCUCUUGAUUGUGGUUCUGGCAUUGGGAGAGUCACAAAAAAUCUUCUCAUAAGAUAUUUCAAUGAGGUUGAUCUUCUUGAGCCUGUAUCACAUUUCUUAGACGCUGCCCGUGAAAAUUUGGGUCAUACGUCCUCAGAUAUUCACAAAGCCACUAAUUUUUUUUGUAUGCCUCUUCAGGAAUUCACUCCAGAUGCUGGAAGAUAUGAUGUUAUAUGGGUGCAGUGGUGUAUUGGGCAUCUCACAGAUGAUGAUUUUGUAUCAUUCUUCAGCAGAGCUAAGGCUGGCCUAAAACCUGGUGGAUUUUUUGUCCUGAAGGAGAACAUAGCCAGAACUGGAUUUGUGCUGGACAAUGAAGAUCGAAGCAUCACCAGGUCUGAUUCAUACUUUAGGGAGCUCUUUCAGAAGUGUGGGUUGCAUAUUUACCAAUCAAAGAUCCUUUGCAUGUGGAUAAAUUGCUGGAAAUAUUACAGUGGACUUAAGUGGCGCUAUAGAUGAGAAGUUCAAAUUUCAGUUGGUGGAUUGGGAACUUGCUUGUUGUCCUUCUAAGUUGAAGUGUUUAGAAUAAGGAAGCUAAGUACCUAUAACCAAGCUUUGCUGGCAAAUGAUCGUAGUAUUUGGGGAGGAAAGAUCUUUGGAGGCAUAUAAUUGGGAUGAAAAUGGAGUUUCCUGGGUGAGCGGAUGACAGAUAUAGUGGGGAGCACUCACAAUUGUAGUAAUAUGCUUCCGUUAAUUCUUGGAGUACACAAAAGAUAGGGGGUCCAUUCUAGGAAUCUCAUGUUUGGUCAAGUUUGCCAAGAUUGAGAAUCAGAGUAAGUUGAUUCACUGAUGAGCCUAUUAUAUUUCAAUAUCCUGAUGGAUGAGUGGACUGAUAGAUAGUGAGGGAAGCCUAACAUAAUGUUAUAUAUCUGAGUGGGCUGAUAUAUAUGUAUUUGGAAUUUAAUUCCAGGCUGUUUGAUGUGGACUAUUUGGUUGGAACGUAAUCUUAGUUUCUUUGAAGAUUUUGAGAA